Argentina anserina (silverweed cinquefoil) is the source of this 1846-nucleotide messenger RNA. Its product is annotated as non-specific lipid transfer protein GPI-anchored 20-like. The record is from RefSeq and is a predicted model, not a curated record. Bases 1017 to 1667 code for a protein of 216 amino acids. NCBI's taxonomy places the organism in Eukaryota, Viridiplantae, Streptophyta, Magnoliopsida, Rosales, Rosaceae. The transcript has 5 exons.
UAGAAGUUGAGAUCACUUCAGGCUGUACUGAUACUUCAGGCUUUGCUAAAUUUGAUGAUAUGGGUAGAGUAGUAUGUGCCUUUUGUAGGGUGCGGAUCGUUUCAGGAUACAGAAGGAUCUGGCUUAGUUUUGAGGUGUUUGAAGCUGAAGACUUUAGAAAGCGGAAAUUCUAAGCUUUCCAACAAUACUAACUACAGAUGUUAGAAGAUAAGAGGAGUGAUAUCACAUUCUUUUCUCUUACACAUAUUUAUUGCUUGUUGUAGUUUCAUACAGAAACUGAUCUCAUAUUAUCAUUGUGAACUACGAAUCAUGUUUAAUACCUUUCCAGAGAAGUAUGGUCAAUUACUCUGAACUGGUGAUUUUUUUUUCUUUGACAUAAAUAUGAUCAACAAAAUGUCGAAUGGCCUAUAAUGGUUUAGUCUAGUGACAUAAGCUGGAGGUUCCGAGUUUGUUUUUGAUAGUUUGCCUACCUAAGUUAUGAACAUAGCUCGUUUCUGAAAGGACAAAUCUCUUCCAGUAAUUUGCCAUUUGGACAAUUGGAGUCAAAUGAGAAUUGAAUUUAUGGAGGGUUCUAAACACCAAUAAAAAUUGAUUCUUUACCUGAACACUUGAUCAGUGUUUUCUUAUGUGAGAAAGAGCAUCCCUUCAUUCCUUUAGUUCCAAAGUUUCCAACAGAUUUGAGAUAUUAGGCAACCCAGAAGCCGUAAGAGUUGACGUAUGGGAUUAGAAAUGGGCUCCAGUUGACAGGUGUCAUAUAAUGCUAAUCACACCUACUUAAAUACCCUUCGCUUAUACAAAGUUCGUUAAGGUGGUUCAGCUCCAAAACCAAACUUAUCCACCUUUGAUUUUCUGCCUUCCAGAGUUGCACAUUCUCUUAAUCUUUCUCACUUAUAAAUACUCUCGUUGAUAACAGAAGCACCUCAUUAAGUCCAUCUGUUUCUACCUAGCUAAAACCAUAAGCUUGUACAAACAUCCUACUCCAUCAAAAGCACUUUGCUUCCACAUUUAAGCUAGCAAUGGCAAUUUCAGUGCCUUCUGCCCGUCUGGUACUCAUGGUCAUGGCAAUGGCUGCUGUCUCAAUUAUGCCAGUUGUAUAUGGUCAAAUUGGCACCCCUUGCACUGCUGCUAAUAUUGCGAGUUUCAGUCCUUGCAUGAACUUCCUCACUAACAGCACCGCCAACGGUACUGGCGGUACUGCACCAACCGCAGACUGUUGCAAUUCGCUCAAGAAUCUCACAAGUACCAGCAGGGACUGUAUGUGCCUCAUUGUAACCGGAAGUGUUCCCUUCCAACUACCAAUCAACCGUACUCUCGCCAUCUCGCUUCCCCGUGCUUGCAACACCCCUGGAGUCCCACUCCAAUGCAAGGCCACUGGUGCACCUCUUCCUGCUCCAGGUCCUAAUUUUCAAGCACCAACUUCUUCUCCUGGAGCUUCACCAUCUGCCGGUCCAACAGUAGCUUCUACUGUCCCUGAACCUACCUCAUCUGCUGAGGCACCGGAAUCCAACGCAACACCAUCAUCAACAGGGGUUUCUGAAGCUCCAACAGCUACUACUGGGAGCCGCCCAGUUCUAACUCCAUCGGGAUCGGGUGCCAUACUCUCUUACGCUCUCUCGCCUUCUCUUCUGCUAUUCACUUCAGCUGUUCUUGUGUUGAAGUUUUGCUAGGUGGAUCUUGUGCUUCUCGAUCUAGUUCUCUAUGCAUGUAUUGUUACUUAGUAUGAGAAAUAUUCUUUUUUGGGUGUGAGUGUAGUACAUCAGAUCAUUGUAAGCCAUGUUGGUAUUUAUUUACUAAAAUGUUUCUUUUGUAUUAUAUAUCUUGAAUGAAUACAUGUAUUAAUUCAUCU